AUGUGCCAGACUCUUGACAAGAAAUCAACCAUAAAUUUAUUCAAAGGCUAUGCCUCACAUGACUUACUUCCUCGCCAAGAUAUAAUUGAAGCGACCUCGGAGGUUCUUCUCCCCGAGAAACGUGAAUAUGACGAUAAAGAGGAGGACAGGCAUCCGCUUGUUUACGGAUCAGACAGUGGCAGUCUGUGGGUCCGCGCUUGCAUAGCUGAUUUUUCCAACAAAGCCUUCAAGCUGCCGACACACAGUACCGCUGGGACGCGGCCCGAGCACUUGAACCUGACUUCCGGCGCAAGCUACGGGAUAAUGAAUAUCUUACUUCAAACGACUUUGCCACACACAGGUUAUACAAAGCAGGCGUUUAUAGUAACGCCAACCUAUUUCCUUGUUAACAAGGCCUUUCUCGACGCCGGCUUCACGGGAAAGAUCACCGCAGUGGAAGAAAAAGGCGACGGCCUUGACCUGGCGUUUUUGGAAGCCAAACUUGAGUCAUUUGAAAAUACAACUAGUGUCAAGGACGUACAAGAAAUCGAGGAAUCGCUCAGAAUGAUAGACGCACAAGAAGGUAAAAAAAAGAUCUUCAAAUAUGUCAUCUACCUUGUUCCAACAUAUUCCAACCCAACGGGUGCAAUCUAUUCGAGAAGCUGUCGAUUAAAACUCCUUGAACUUGCUCGAAAGUACGACAUUCUAAUCAUUUCAGAUGACGUCUAUGAUCUAUUAAGGUUGGACAAUGAUGUUAUUAGCGGUGCACUUUCUCCAGGUCCCCCCGAACUGCGGUUUCCUCACCUCGAUAGACAAAGCAUUUCUGCAGCAAACAUGUUUGGUAACACAGUGUCCAACUGCACCUUUUCAAAGAUAAUAGCCCCGGGUCUAAGAACAGGGUAUCAAGAGACAGCAAACGCUAAUUUAGCUACCCAACUAGCUUCCGGCGGCGCAAAUAGAUCUGGGGGGACUCCGUGUCAACUGAACUCGAUGAUUGUCGCCACUAUGAUAAAAAAUGGAGCUGUCGAGCGGAUAAUUAACGAUUUCGUUAGUGCGCUAAGAGAGAGAGCGAGAGUUCUUGCUGAAUCGAUCAAAACAUACCUUCCUGAGGGGACGCAGUACUCGGAAUGCAGGGGCGGGUAUUUUUCGUGGUGCACGCUUCCUGUUGGUUACGAUUCCUCGAAGAUCGUUGAGGAACUAAGACUCAAGGGUGUUUUGCUAGCAGACGGCUUGCACUUUGAAGUCACUGGUGACAAAAAAAAUUGGGGUGAGCGCAGCGUGAGGCUUUCUAUAAGUUAUGCGACAGCAGCUGAAAUCCAAGAAGCUGUCAAAAGAUGGGGUCAAGUGUGCGAAAGGUAUAGACCUUCCAACAGCAAGGGAAGCUUGGAAAGGAGUUGUUCACAAAAAAACCUGCGCUGCCCCCCUCCAUUGAAUGCGAAAAUCUAG
Molecule: messenger RNA, 1425 nt
Organism: Lachancea meyersii CBS 8951
Lineage: Eukaryota; Fungi; Ascomycota; Saccharomycetes; Saccharomycetales; Saccharomycetaceae
Source: the annotation of a GenBank genome assembly